AUGGAUAUUUGUAUCCAAAACGGAUUCUUGCUCUUACUGAUUCUCUCCUGCGACCACCUCCUCUUCGUCCACAAUGAUUGGGAUUGGCGCGAAGCUUGGCUACGUCGAUAUGGCGGAGACCUGCAAGUUAACCUGGGGUAUGGGUACCCGUACGGGUACCAGAGCCAAGUUAACCUGGGGUAUGGGUACCCGUACGGGUACGAGAGCCAAGUUAACCUGGGGUAUGGGUACCCGUACGGGUACCAGAGCCAAGUUAACCUGGGGUAUGGGUACCCGUACGGGUACCAGAGCCAAGUUAACCUGGGGUAUGGGUACCCGUACGGGUACCAGAGCCAAGUUAACCUGGGGUAUGGGUACCCGUACGGGUACCAGAGCCAAGUUAACCUGGGGUAUGGGUAUCCGUACGGGUACCAGAGCCAAGUUAACCUGGGGUAUGGGUACCCGUACGGGUACCAGAGCCAAGUUAACCUGGGGUAUGGGUACCCGUACGGGUACGAGAGCCAAGUUAACCUGGGGUAUGGGUACCCGUACGGGUACCAGAGCCAAGUUAACCUGGGGUAUGGGUACCCGUACGGGUACCAGAGCCAAGUUAACCUGGGGUAUGGGUACCCGUACGGGUACCAGAGCCAAGUUAACCUGGGGUAUGGGUACCCGUACGGGUACCAGAGCCAAGUUAACCUGGGGUAUGCAUACCCGUACGGGUACGAGAGCCAAGUUAACCUGGGGUAUGCAUACCCGUACGGGUACGAGAGCCAAGUUAACCUGGGGUAUGCAUACCCGUAUGGGUACAAGAGCCAGGUAGUGGAGAUACGUAACUCCGUCUCUCAAGCGUAA
Messenger RNA from Procambarus clarkii (red swamp crayfish), 834 nucleotides. NCBI's taxonomy places the organism in Eukaryota, Metazoa, Arthropoda, Malacostraca, Decapoda, Cambaridae. The record is from RefSeq and is a predicted model, not a curated record.